GAAGACCUGAGAUCCACAACACCGUUUGAGCGCUAAAAUCGAUGUUCAUCAUGAGAGAGCAGGUGGAUGUGAUUCAUGCUGGAGAACAGCAGAUGCUGCAGACACCAGUGAAGAUGUGUUCAGUGAAGCUGCUGGACUGCAGGAACCUGAUGACGAUGAGAGGAGAAACCACAGCUGUGGUACAACAGAGUGAUGAUGAUGAUGAAACCACAGCAGAGGAACAACUGAGCGAUGAUGAUUUUAUUCCUUCAGAACUGAUGGAAGUGAGAGAAGAACAUGAAGAGCUGAAGGAAGUGGAGGAGGAACAACAACAUGAUUUCAUAACUGGAGAAAAAUCUUUAAGUGGCUCAAAGACAGAAGACAAUUUCUCACCUAAAAGUCCUCAAAGAACAGCCAAGAAAUCUUUCACGUGCUCUCAGUGUGGAACAUGUUUCACACGUAAAAGCAAACUUAGUAAACACAUGAGAGUUCAUACUGGAGAGAGACCUUACACGUGCCAUCAGUGUGGAAAAAGUUUUGCAUAUGCAACCAAUCUCAGGAGUCAUCUCUUUUGUCACUCUGGAGAAAAGCCAUUUGGAUGUGAUAAGUGUGGUAAAACAUUCGCUCUGACACGGUACCUAAAAACACAUCUGAAAACUCACACAAAUGAGAAGCCUUACAAGUGUUCAUUUUGUGGAAAGAGUUUUAAACAUCACUUCUAUUUGAAAGAGCACCAGAAAAUACAUACCGGUGUGGCGGCUCAUAUGUGCUUUAAAUGUGGGAAGUUCUAUAUUACAGCCGGCAGCUUGAAACUGCACCAAAGAAUUCAUACAGGAGAGAAACCAUACAAGUGCUCACACUGUGGAAAGAGUUUCAAUCAGUCACAAACCCUGAAAUCACAUGAGAGAAUUCAUACUGGAGAGAAACCUUACAAGUGCUCACACUGUGAAAAGAGUUUCACUGAGUCGCAAUCCCUGAAAUCACACGAGAGAAUUCAUACAGGAGAGAAACCUUACAAGUGCUCACACUGUGAAAAGAGUUUUGCUUGGUCAAAUAUCCUGAAAUCACAUGAGAGAAUUCAUACUGGAGAGAAACCUUACAAGUGCUCACACUGUGAAAAGCGUUUCACUCAGUCAGAAAUCCUGAAAUCACAUGAGAGAAUUCAUACUGGAGAGAAACCUUGCAAGUGCUCACACUGUGAAAAGAGUUUCACUCGGUCACAAACCCUGAAAACACAUGAGAGAAUUCAUACUGGAGAGAAACCUUACAAGUGCUUACACUGUGGAAAGAGUUUCACUAAGUCAGUACACCUGAAGACACAUGAGAGAAUUCAUACUGGAGAGAAACCAUACAAGUGCUCACACUGUGAAAAGAGUUUCACUCAGUCAACAAACCUGAAAACACAUGAGAGAAUUCAUACUGGAGAGAAACCAUACAAGUGCUCACACUGUGAAAAGAGUUUCACUCAGUCACAACACCUGAAAUCACACAAGAGAAUUCAUAGUGGAGAGAAACCUUACAAGUGCUCACACUGUGGAAAGAGUUUCACUUGGUCACAAGACCUGAAAACACAUGAGAGAAUUCAUACUGGAGAGAAACCAUACAAGUGCUCACACUGUGGAAAGAGUUUCACUCGGUCACAAUACUUGAAAAGACAUGAGAGAAUUCAUACUGGAGAGAAACCUUACCACUCAGGGCCUGAAAUAAUUUUCUGAAAAUGGGGAGUGAAUUCCCCCUUAAGGCCUCGAUAUACUUCAUACGAAAUUAUUGAAUGGUUGUGACAUAAUUUAGAACAAAAUCUGGCCAAAAAGGUGUUAAUUAAAUUAAAUGGUCCUAUUUCUACAUUACUAUGUCAGGAGAAUUAUAAUGGAAUCAGUUGUGUUUGACAACCGUUAUAAUUUUGAUAAAUGCUUUAAUAAGAGAAUUAUGAUUAAUUCUGUGUAAAAUGUGUGGCAAUGAUAAAAGUCUGUCUUUUGUAUUCAACAGAAGAGAUAAUCUCAUGCAGGUUUGGAACAAGAUUAGGGUAAAUUAUGAUCAUUUCAUUUUGGGGUGAACUAUUCUUUUAAACUUUAUUUUAAACUUUUUUGUUUCCCAAUGAUGUCUGAGUGUGUGCUGCUUUAUUAGAUAAAGAUUCCAAAUUAUAGGAACAUUUAGGAAAUGUCAAUGGAAAUAAAACACUGGUCACUUCAGAUUUUCCUGUAUAAUGCAAGAAAAUAUAUUUUUAAGUAGAACAGCAGCAGGACUGAUUAAACCAAGAGGUCCUCACAGCGGACUGUACCAUGAUGAUGCAGUGGAUUUCAACUGCUAUGUCACAGACAUCUAUUACGUAGUGGAUUAAAUCAAAGUUUUAAUGGAUUUAAAAUAUUCAGAGCAAUGAUAUACUGGAUGUUUUUAAUGCAAACAUUUUAUUCAGCAUGUAAAUUAGUGAGAGAGUGCAAUAAUUACUAUAUUUCCGUAAUAUUUAUGUUAAUUGUAUGCACAUUAAUAACUUGAGCUUCUGGGAUUUCAGUCUCCUAAAGAAUAUGAGACGUUGCUGACUGUUUUGAGUGAACCCAAAUGCAGGAACCUUAUUGAAAUACAGGCAAGUGAACAGGUAGUAAAUUAACUUAAGUGGCACAGAGUUAUGAAGAUGGUUGUAGACAAAUGCGGAUAAAAGAUUCAUGAGUGGCCAGAUCAAAAGGAUAAUGUAACUGUAGAGUAUGAACGGAAAAUCAUGAACUCAUUAAUUCUGAAUGCAAUGCACACAUUUUUGCGAAGGGUCCUAAAACCCACACACUGUUACUCCCCAUCGAAAUCACCAGUUAGCGCCAGCGAGUCUGGGAUUUUAGAGUGCUUCCUGACACCUUUACAAACA
This is a messenger RNA of Xyrauchen texanus (razorback sucker), 2833 nucleotides long. RefSeq names its product zinc finger protein 883-like. NCBI's taxonomy places the organism in Eukaryota, Metazoa, Chordata, Actinopteri, Cypriniformes, Catostomidae. Gene Ontology annotation, biological process: central nervous system development; regulation of transcription by RNA polymerase II. Gene Ontology annotation, molecular function: DNA-binding transcription factor activity, RNA polymerase II-specific; RNA polymerase II cis-regulatory region sequence-specific DNA binding. The coding region runs from base 42 to 1694 and encodes 550 amino acids. The transcript has 3 exons. Gene Ontology annotation, cellular component: nucleus. The record is from RefSeq and is a predicted model, not a curated record.